This is a messenger RNA of Vairimorpha ceranae, 393 nucleotides long. RefSeq lists its product as hypothetical. NCBI's taxonomy places the organism in Eukaryota, Fungi, Microsporidia, Nosematidae. The record is from RefSeq and is a predicted model, not a curated record. Bases 1 to 393 code for a protein of 130 amino acids. The transcript has a single exon.
AUGGAUGAACAAGACAGUGUUAAAGCAGGCAAGGACAAGAAAUAUUAUCAGUGUGAAGCAAGAGAAAAUCUUAGGAAAUAUCGUUUAGAAUAUGGCUGUGGUGAAACAUCUAAAAUUUCUGAAAAUAAUAAACCAAAGGUUGGGGAUAAAGUCUGGUAUAGAGCUAUUAACCCACAAGAAGGUAAAUUGGAGCCAAAACGGCAGGAGAAAGGUAUAAUAGUUGAAAUUAAGUUUAAUUCCUAUAAAGUAAGGUUAGAAGACGGUAGAACAAUAGUUGCAAGCAAAAAUCAUGUUAAAAGUUUAAAAGAGGAAGUAGCACAGGACAGUAAGGAUGUAGACAUGUCAAUCAGCAGUAUUGGGUUAAUGGAUUUGAUAUGUCUGUUAUAUAAAUAA